Messenger RNA from Fusarium graminearum PH-1, 501 nucleotides. RefSeq lists its product as uncharacterized. The transcript has 3 exons. Bases 1 to 501 code for a protein of 166 amino acids. The record is from RefSeq and is a predicted model, not a curated record. Lineage: Eukaryota; Fungi; Ascomycota; Sordariomycetes; Hypocreales; Nectriaceae.
AUGGCGGCACGAGUCUUGAUAACCUUCAUGACUCUAGGUACUCUAGAACCGCUGAGAUGUUCUCGAUGGGAUAUCGAGGCUUGCGGUCUUGGAAUGUUUACCUACUGUUGUGUGUUUUGCGACGAAGGUCCAGGUCCAUGGGCAUCUGUAGAAAUGGGAGCCGUGGGUCUCUGUGUGAUGGGAGCAUUGGUCGAAUGUCUGCUUUGGAUCAAGGUCGGCCACUUUGUUUGUUGGCCUGCGUUGUGGUUGACAAGCGACAACAUCAGCGUAUCCGACAUGCUCAUCCGUAUUUCAGCACUUUCACCACUGAUUGACAUCGUUGAGACUUACACGCGGUACUCCCACAAGCUAUUCGUCGCGACGACCUAUCUUAUUUUCCCCUACAUCAUGGGUAUUCUAUUGCAGGCACUUUCAGAUGCAGGAAAACACGGUACCUGGAACGAUACAGAGGGAUUCGGUCAGGGAGCACGUUCAGUAAAGAACGGGACAGGUCUUGGUUAG